AUGACAUGGAGAGGGCAAACCAAGGCCGUGUGCUGUAGCGGACAGGUCGCAUUCGGGGACAGCUGCUGUGGUGACGUAGCAUACGACACGACGACACACAUCUGUUGUCAUGACAACCUGCAAGAGCGUCUCACCGACGGCGUGACAGCCUGCUGUGACAACCGGGUCAUCGACACGACAGCAAACCUGUGCUGCGACGGACAGGUGCACGAAGCUACACCUGGACUAGAGUGUUGUGGCGCCGAUGCCUACGACCCAGCUAAUCAGGAGUGUGUCGACGACGAACUAGUCAAGGUGUGCACGGGAGAAUCGUGCGAGAUAGGAGCAGACAUCGCAGACGAGGAGUACUUCUCGCCGUAUCCGUACUGCGGCUUCACCCACUACGAUCCGGAUGCGGGCGAGGUGUGCUGUCAGGGCGUAAUCACUUCCGGCGCUCUGUGCUGUGGGACACGCGGCUACAGUCCCAAGCUGCUGAUGUGCUGCGAUGGGGUGCUGCAUGAGAGAAUCGGACUCGACACGGUGGUGUACGGGGAAGAGCGCGACCUGCAGUGCUGCGGUAACGCUAUUCCCUAACGUAUUGUCCUACACUCAAUCACGAGAAGAAUGCGCGGUCUUGUUCUCCCACUCAGUUAUAUUUGAGGAGGGUUAAACGUAAGGGCAACGGUAGGACAGCGUGACAACAACGCGACAAUAUGUCAAUAACGCGACAAAACGGCAAUAGCAUGAAAACGUGAGAACACCGCGACAACAUGACAACACUGCGACAACGUGACAACAAGUGAUUGUUGACAACAUGCUAAGUAGAACAUAACAACGUAAGGAUGACGUAAUAACAACCAUAGCAGAUAUUGUAAUCGGUGUGGUUAUUGUAGUAAGUCAUCCUGUUAUGAUAGAGUAUAGAAUGGUUUGGUCACUAAACUUCGUAUAAAGUAGUGCAUACUGUUACUAAGUCUUAUAAACAAAUUACAUCUUAUUAAUUUAAAAUAGAUGGCUUAAAAUAGUAACAGAGUAUCAGUAGUCAUUAGAUCGCAUCGAUCUAUUGAUCGAAAUAUACAUGAAAUUUACCAAUGGCAUGUUUUUAUAUUUACCAAUAAAAUAAUUGGUUAAUAAGA
This is a messenger RNA of Priapulus caudatus, 1112 nucleotides long. RefSeq names its product galaxin-2-like. The transcript is spliced from 3 exons. The record is from RefSeq and is a predicted model, not a curated record. Lineage: Eukaryota; Metazoa; Priapulida; Priapulimorpha; Priapulimorphida; Priapulidae. Bases 1 to 573 code for a protein of 190 amino acids.